AUGGGUGAAGAACAGAAAGUGGAAGAACAAAAGGUCGAAGAACCAAAACCAGAGGAAAAGAAAGAAGAAAAUGCCGAGGAGAAACCUCCAGCUGAAGAGAAAAAAGAAGAAGAACCAAAACCACCAGCUCCCUUUGUGUUGUUUAUCGAUUUGCAUUGUGUUGGAUGUGCCAAAAAGAUUGAGAAGUCCCUCUUGAGAAUUCCAGGAGUUGUAGGGUUGGACAUAGACAUGGGGAAGAACCAAGUGACGAUAAAAGGAGUGGUGGAACCGCAAGCAGUAUGUGAUAAAAUAACCAAGAAAACAAAAAGAACCGCCAAAGUGUUGUCUCCUCUUCCUGCUAACGAAGGUGAUCCCAUUCCUCAAGUCGUUGCCUCUGAGGUCCCUGGAUUAAUUACAGUCGAGUUGAAUGUCAACAUGCAUUGUGAAGCAUGUGCUCUGCAACUCAAACGCAAGAUCCUCCGAAUGAAAGGGGUGAGAACAGUGGAAACAGAAGUGGGUUCAAGUAAAGUGAUGGUCACUGGAAGUAUGGAUGGUGAGAAGCUGGUGGAGUAUGUGUAUAGGCGUACAAAAAAGCAAGCAAAGAUCGUGCCACAACCAGAGCCGCCAGCGGCGGAACCAGCACCGGACGCAGCUGAGAAGCCCAAGGAAGAAGAGGCGGCAGCAAAACCUGAGGAGAAACCAGCGGAAGAAGCAAAACCAGAAGAGAAACCACCAGAAGAAGAAAAGAAGGAAGGUGGUGGUGCUGAUGGAGACAAGGAGGAGGGGAAGAAGGAUGGAGGAGAGAAGAUGGAGUCCGUUGACAUGCAAAGGAUGAUGUAUUAUCAUCAGUAUCCGCCGUUGUAUGUGAUGGAAAGAAUCCCACCACCGCAACUUUUCUCAGACGAGAAUCCAAAUGCAUGCUGCAUCUCUUAAAUCCGGUAUAAAUAAAUCAUAUAUAACAUUCAGUCACAAAUAUUUUAGAAUGUGAUUUGAAUGUUACAUUGUUAAUUGAUUUAUUAAUUAAUAUAAUUAUCAAGUCUUUCCAUUAAUAUCGUUUCUAAAGGUCCGUUGGUUUGAUUGAAUACGACAAUCAAGAAAUGGAAUAAACGACGUGAUCAAGGUAAUGGAAUCCAAAUUACAUUUAACUGUUAUGUGUAGUUGACUUAAACAAUAAAAUAAAUCACUCCGCAUUUGUUUGUUAUAAAUUAGUAAUAAAAAAAUAUUAAUUUAAAACAAUAAAUUAUAAUUAUAGACAAAACUUCAAAAAUGAUUCCUGUGGUUUUUAAAAAUAUCAAGUUUAGUCUCUAAGUUCAAAAAACCUCAUAGAUGGUCCCUGUGGUUUCAAAACUUUUAACAUUUGAUCCUUCCGGCUAACUCCGUUACCAUUUAGCCGUUAAGUGAGGGGCAU
Lactuca saligna is the source of this 1387-nucleotide messenger RNA. The record is from the annotation of a GenBank genome assembly. Lineage: Eukaryota; Viridiplantae; Streptophyta; Magnoliopsida; Asterales; Asteraceae.